AGCGGCCCCGGUCCGUCAAGUAGACGCCGCCGCUCUCUUUUCGGUGGCGUGGUGUUUGGGGUCUUUGUCGCGAAUUUUUUUUCUCUCCUUUUUGGUCCUAAUUAGCGGAUUCCGUAGGGAUCAGUCAACAUGGGGAAAAAAGAGGAAGAGGAGAUCAUCAGAAUUGCAAAGAAGAUGGAUAAAAUGGCGCAGAAGAAGAAUGGGGCUGGUGCAUUGGAUCUGUUGAAGGAGCUGCGCAGUAUCCCCAUGACUCUCGAGCUGCUUCAGUCGACCAGAAUUGGGAUGUCCGUUAACGCAAUCCGCAAGCAGAGCACAGACGAUGAGGUGACAUCCUUAGCCAAGUCCUUGAUCAAGUCAUGGAAGAAGCUUUUGGAUGAGCCUGGUGGUGGAGACAAAUCCUCAGAUGAAAAAAGAAAAGAGCAAACAACACCUGUUGUUUCUCCUUCGCAGGGAAGCCCAGAAGCAAAAGAGGAAAGCAGCUCCAGCAGUAACUCCAGCAGCAAGAGUGAGCACCCUGAAGUUACACCCAACACAUUAAUCAACACCUUUCCUCGUGCACCGGGCACCUCUGACUCUGUCAGGCUCAAGUGCAGAGAGAUGCUGUCAAAUGCUCUGCAAUCUGGAGAGGAUUAUAUUGCUAUUGGUGCUGAUUGUGACGAACUUGGAGCUCAGAUCGAGGAAUGCAUUUUCCAGGAGUUUAAGAACACAGACAUGAAAUACAAGAACCGCGUGCGGAGCCGAAUCUCAAAUCUGAAAGAUAUGAAGAACCCCAAUUUAAGGAGGACUGUGCUGUGCGGCAGUGUAACUCCUGAGCGGAUGGCGAAGAUGACGGCAGAGGAAAUGGCCAGUGAUGAGCUGAAAGAAAUGAGAAAGAAUUUGACCAAAGAGGCAGUCAGGGACCAUCAAAUGGCCACCACAGGAGGCACACAGACUGAUCUAUUCACCUGUGGCAAGUGCAAGGGCAAAUGCUGCACAUACACACAGGUUCAAACUCGCAGCGCUGAUGAGCCGAUGACCACGUUUGUCUUCUGCAAUGAAUGCGGAAAUAGAUGGAAGUUCUGCUGAUUGGGCAGUCUCGUUCACGGCACUCUGACAAAUAGCAAAAUUCCUGGACCAGGUUACGUCUCACUGCAACAGAUUGGAGCUUUGCAUUGUGUGGUACAUGGUGCACAACAUGCCAUACACAGACGCCACUGCGUUUACCGUUUGAAUAAACAUCCUGUUUAUAGAUUGAGCUCGUUGUCAGUUACCCCGACAACCUCCCCCCCCCCCCAAAAAAUCUUUUACUAUUGUUAUUAGUUGUUUCUCACUGUCGGAUAUAUGCGAUCAGUCUUGUCUCAUUCUCUUUUAUCUGCAUUUUUUUAUAUGUAGUUUUAACACUUUGGACAAUGUUGUUUUGCUUUCCCCUCACAACAUUGCAUUGUUUAUUUAAUUUCCCAAUAAAGUGUAAUCCAUUUGAUUAAAAAUAAGUGCUUUUUAUUAGUA
This is a messenger RNA of Labrus mixtus (cuckoo wrasse), 1485 nucleotides long. RefSeq names its product transcription elongation factor A (SII), 1 (gene tcea1). Gene Ontology annotation, molecular function: zinc ion binding; nucleic acid binding. The record is from RefSeq and is a predicted model, not a curated record. The transcript is spliced from 10 exons. Gene Ontology annotation, biological process: positive regulation of transcription by RNA polymerase II; DNA-templated transcription; transcription elongation by RNA polymerase II. Bases 130 to 1065 code for a protein of 311 amino acids. Gene Ontology annotation, cellular component: nucleus. Lineage: Eukaryota; Metazoa; Chordata; Actinopteri; Labriformes; Labridae.